GGAAGAAUACGACGGAAACUCUGGCCGCACGCCCCUCCCAUUUGAAGUCCACCUCGUGCCUCGUCAUGAUCAGGUCGGUGCCGUGCUCGACGCCAAAGAAGAGGAGAUCCCCACCGGUCUGGUCUGGACAGACGACAUUGACUUCAAGCUUGCUUGAUAGCAUAGUGUCCGGAUUCAUGACGACCCGUACUCAUGAGUAGCUCGAACAGACAGUCAUGAUACCGUACAUCGUAGCAGUCUUUAACCUAGUCCUGGUCUGCACGUCCUGCUCGUCCGCCUGGCCUCUCGCUCAUUCUCUUGUCCGCGUGCCCAUCUGCUCGUCAGAACGCGUCUUUCCGUUUGACUACCUGCGACUUGCCUGCUCUAUGCACCUGUCAUUUCUCUAUCAUCCCUUUCGCAUGCUUCUGUCGGCGUGUGCAACUUCCUGGCCCGCUGCUCCAUAUGUCUUGUGCAGUACUCUCGUCCGCCUGCUCUUCAUUUCGCGCACUCUUCCCUCUCUUGUCUCGCUCUCGUCUUCCAUUCGUUUCCGUGCUGUUAUCUUUACUCCGUGAUGCCUCGGCUAUCUGGUAGCGUUCAGCUUUGGGGGUACGGCGGUCGCUGGGAGAGAGGUCGACUGCCCUCCGCCCCCUCAAUAGGUCGUCUUAGUGGUCUGCCUUGCGGACACUAUGGCGGCCGCCGUCAGCCCCCAUUACGAUCUCCACGGGACAUGCCUUGCCACAUAUCUUGGUAGCCCGCGGAUUGUGGCACGAGCAAACUCAUAAAGCGUACAACACCUGGAUGCACCUGAACAUGGUCGAUGCGUACCCAGUACGCGGAUUCUGCGC
This is a messenger RNA of Rhodofomes roseus, 824 nucleotides long. RefSeq lists its product as uncharacterized. The coding region runs from base 216 to 551 and encodes 111 amino acids. The record is from RefSeq and is a predicted model, not a curated record. The transcript is spliced from 4 exons. NCBI's taxonomy places the organism in Eukaryota, Fungi, Basidiomycota, Agaricomycetes, Polyporales, Fomitopsidaceae.